GCCCCGCCCCUGGAGACGCGCGGCGGCGAAGGCCUCUCCCACUAGCCGAGUGUACAGCAAGGGGGCGGCUGGGCCGUGGCCCUGCGGCCACCAUGAAGCUAACGCGAAAAAUGGUCCUGUCCCGAGCCAAAGCUUCGGAGCUGCACAGCGUGCGGAAGCUCAACUGCUGGGGCAGCCAGCUCACCGAUAUUUCCAUAUGUCGGGAGAUGCCCAGCCUGGAAGUGAUCACACUCAGUGUCAACUGUGUCUCCACCCUGGAACCUGUACGUGGCUGCCGACGCCUGAGUGAGCUGUACCUGAGGAGAAACCGUAUCCCUAGCCUGGAUGAGCUGUUCUACCUAAAGGACCUACCACACCUCAGGGUGCUGUGGCUGGCCGAGAACCCAUGCUGCGGCACCAGCCCACACCUCUACCGCAUGACUGUGCUGCGCAACCUACCCCACCUUCAGAAGCUAGACAACCAAGCUGUGACGGAGGAAGAACUGACUCGCGCCCUGAUGGAGGGAGAUGAGAUCACCGCUGCCCCAGGCAGAGAGGACGCAGGCAGUAGCCAUCCCGAGCCCUCCUACACCCUCAGCUCUGUCAGUUCUACAACUGAGACCAACCAGGGCCUGCUGAGCUACACAGAGGAAACAGACAGAGUCCAGGGCCAGACUGCUGGAGACCAAUCUUCUUCCUUCUCACAAAGAGAUGCUGUGAGGAGUCACAAGAAUAGGAACAUCCUGACUGCUAUUUUGCUGCUGUUGCAUGAACUGGACAUGGAGGGGCUGGAGACUGUCCAGCAGACUGUGGGCAGCCGGCUACAGACACUGCACAGGCUGGAACCCCAGGACAUGGAGUGACUUCGCAUGCCUAGCACCUGGACCCUGUUAUAUUCUGUGGAAACAGCUCCACCUGGAAAGCCUCCCUCUGGGUUCCCAACACCAGACCAGUGCAGGAACAGUGGCUGACAGCUGAGCAGACCCCUCUCCUGUACCUGAGGUUUGGCAGAGACGCUGCCCACAUGCAUGGUCCUUCAGACUUACCAGCUGAGACCUUGAGUGUGUAGGCACUACCUGGCCCUUCUUCAAGGGAGGACUGUACAAGCCAUACCCUCCAAUAAAGCACUUUGUUUGGGCC
Phodopus roborovskii (desert hamster) is the source of this 1119-nucleotide messenger RNA. It is a transcript of the gene Cfap410, whose product is annotated as cilia and flagella associated protein 410. Gene Ontology annotation, molecular function: protein binding. The transcript is spliced from 7 exons. The record is from RefSeq and is a predicted model, not a curated record. Bases 93 to 842 code for a protein of 249 amino acids. Lineage: Eukaryota; Metazoa; Chordata; Mammalia; Rodentia; Cricetidae. Gene Ontology annotation, biological process: cytoskeleton organization.